UCAGACCACUAUCGACAUAUGGGGGAACCUUCACUGACACUCACUUGGAAAAUUAAGCCUCUUAUUUUCGAUUCCGUUCCAGUAUAACAUAAACCGAAUAAUAACUUUGAAUUAUUUAUUAUUAUCAUUAUUAAGAAUUUGUGUCCAAGACUCCUUACGUUUAUACCUUUUUUUAUAUUUUUAUAUAUAUAUAUGAUUUAUCUUUAUAGAUCAUAUAAUAUCUAGAUAAAAAAUUACGAGACUAUAAAAUACAACAAAUUGUUAGCUUUUGUGAUAAGACGUGUGCAUGGCGAAAAUUAUUAUCAGUGAAACAAAAUUUCGCUGUGUUUAAGUGCAAAUAAAAUAAAAAUACUUGAUAAUGAGUGAGAAAAUUUCAAAUAAAGUUAUUAAUUUUGGUGCCGGUCCCGGAAAGCUUCCAUUCGAGGUACUAAAAGAUGUUCAAAAUGAGUUACUAUCUUAUGGAAAUUCAAAAAUAAGUAUUUUGGAAAUGAGUCAUCGAUCUAACGAUUUCAAAAAAAUAGUUGAAAAUGCACAAAAAAGACUUACUGAGAUUCUUAACAUUCCUGAAAACUACAAAGUCAUGUUUCUACAAGGUGGUGGAACUGGACUUUUUGCAGCAAUCCCUCUUAAUAUGAUGACAACUGGAAGUGCUGAUUACAUUGUCACAGGUACAUGGUCAGCAAAAGCAGCAAAAGAAGCUUCUAAGUAUGGAAAAGUAAAUUUUGUAACACCUCCUACUAAGACAUAUACUGAAAUUCCUAAUAAAUCUACUUGGACAUUUAAUCCAAAUGCAUCUUAUGUUUAUUAUUGUGAUAAUGAAACAAUUCAUGGUAUUGAAUUUCAUGAUAUUCCAGAAACAAAAGGAAUUCCUUUAGUAGUUGAUAUGUCAUCAAAUUUUCUAUCAAAACCUAUAAAAAUAUCUAAAUUUGCUUUAAUAUUUGCUGGAGCUCAAAAAAAUGUAGGACCUGCUGGUAUUACAGUAGUUAUUGUUCGGAAAGAUUUUAUUGGUUCAGCAAUGCCAAUAUGUCCAAGCAUCUUUGAUUUUGCUGUAGUGUCAGCAGAAAAUUCUAUUCAUAAUACACCACCAGUUUUUCAAAUUUAUUUUGUUGGACAAGUUUUUGAAUGGAUUCAUAAGAAUGGUGGAGUAGAAAAUAUGAAUAUACUGGCUUCCAAAAAAAGUAAGCUUAUUUAUGAUAUAAUAGAAGAAUCGCAAGGCUUCUACCUUUGUCCUAUUAAAAAAGACUGUCGAAGUAGAAUGAAUAUACCCUUCAGAAUAAAAAAUAAUGAAGAAUUGGAAAAUGCAUUUGUUGCUGGAGCUAUUGCUCUCAAUAUGCUACAACUAAAAGGACAUCGUAGUGUUGGUGGUAUUCGUGCAUCACUUUAUAAUGCUGUAACAUUUGAGGAUGCACAAGUUCUAGCUAAUUAUAUGAACAAAUUUUAUAAAGAGAACAAUUGAGUUAAGCAAUGUUACUUAUAAAAUCUAAUCAUUUUAUUCAAUUUU
This is a messenger RNA of Ceratosolen solmsi marchali, 1501 nucleotides long. RefSeq names its product phosphoserine aminotransferase. Gene Ontology annotation, cellular component: cytoplasm. Lineage: Eukaryota; Metazoa; Arthropoda; Insecta; Hymenoptera; Agaonidae. The record is from RefSeq and is a predicted model, not a curated record. The transcript is spliced from 7 exons. Bases 359 to 1456 code for a protein of 365 amino acids. Gene Ontology annotation, molecular function: O-phospho-L-serine:2-oxoglutarate transaminase activity; pyridoxal phosphate binding. Gene Ontology annotation, biological process: L-serine biosynthetic process.